UUGGAGAAACCUUUUUUUGACUGCUGACCGAAACUGAUAAACAAGAGAAAAUGGAGAAAGACAGCGAUAUUCUUCUGAAAUACAGAGCAGUUACAAAUAAACUUAAAAAGAGAUUUCUUAAAAAACCAAAUGUGGCUGAAGGAAGUGAACAGUUUGCCAGUUUAGCAAAAACUUUAAAAAAUCAAGAAAGUCCACAGUAUGCAGGAUUUUGUUGUCUUGCUCAAGCAAGAUGUGAGCAUACACUAUCAAAUUCAGCUGGUGAAGCACAAGCUCUUACAGAUGCAGCCAGAGCAUUCCUUGAAGCAGAACUGAUGGACAGAGAGUUAAGUGUGCCAGGAUUUCAAGAGCACUUAACUGCAUCUAUCAACUGUUACAGUCAUGCUAUUAGGGUACACAUAGAAAGCAAACAAAUUGCUUUAGCAGCAUCCCUUUGCCUUGAGGUUGGAAAUGUGUUAAGGAAAGUCAAUAGGCCAGGGGAAGCAAUUGCACAUUACCAAAGAGCAGCAGAAUUACAGUCUCAGAGUGCUUUGGAUUGCCUGGAUGCUUUAAAUAUGGUGGCAAAAUGCAAAAUGGACACAAAAGACUUUGAAGGAGCGUUAGCUGUUCUCACUGAAAUGGCAUACCUAGCUCAUGAGAGAGGGGGGUCUUCAACAACUGGUAGACCUAUAGGAGCUUACUGUGAUAUUCUUGCUAAAUGUGAAGUCACUCGAGUUUUGCUCUUAUUAUUGUUACAACCAACACCACAGAGAAUACGACCUGAACAUGCUCAGACUUUAGAAAAAUACACAUGGGAGUCUUGUGACUCUAUCACAGAAAUGUACCUUGGAGAAGAUUUGUAUCUUUUGCUUCAGUCAGUGGUGAUGGCUUGCCAGUCCCUUGACUUAGAAUCACUGCGAGCGCUUCAGAAAGAGUUAUGGCCCCUGCUAGACUGUGAACAAAACCAGCUUCUACAUUUUGUGAUACAAGAACUUUCCCAUCCCAGUGGUGAAGGCAUUUAACAAUCAAUACUUUUAGAAUGAAAAGUUUCUACCAUUGAAUACUUAUAACACUACAUUGUAGUAGGUUUUAAAUAAGAUGUGUUGUCCUUAAAUGUUAGCACCUAACAAUUUAUUUUGUUGUGAUAUCGUUUUCUUUCAAUUUCGAAGGCACAAAAAGCAAAAUACUUUAUUAUUUAAAAUGUGACAUGCAUUGUUUUAUGUUGCCUUGUAUUAUGUGUAUAAGUAUAAGAAUGUAUGAGCUUUUUUAGCAUCAUAUUGCCAUUACUACUAAAUUUUUAGUUUAAAUACAUGUCUACUAAAAUGAGUUAUAAAAGGGUGUGUAAAAACAUAGAAACAAAUAAAAAAUCUGUAU
This is a messenger RNA of Physella acuta, 1350 nucleotides long. RefSeq names its product 40-kDa huntingtin-associated protein. Gene Ontology annotation, molecular function: protein binding. Gene Ontology annotation, biological process: vesicle cytoskeletal trafficking. Gene Ontology annotation, cellular component: early endosome. Lineage: Eukaryota; Metazoa; Mollusca; Gastropoda; Physidae. The record is from RefSeq and is a predicted model, not a curated record.